AUGGCGGACGCAGUCGCAGGACCGUCCUCGUCACGGUUCGACUACACCGAGGGCGCCUCUGCCAUCGACAUUUCGGAUGCAGUCGCAAAGUCCCGACGCGCACGACGAGACUCGCAGUACAGCCAGGCGUACGAGGAGUCGGGCUCGAUGUUCGACGGACCUGGGCACUCUGUCAUCCCGUCCAGCGUCUCGCGCAUGGGUCAUCGCCGCUCGCUCUCACGCCGCCGCUCUGAGGACUCUCAGGCUACGAAUCACAGGCGACGGCAGAGCGUAGACUCGGCCGCAGAAUAUGCGUCUUCGGUCGCGGUCAGUGACGCAGAAGAGGAGGAUAUUGCGGCUGGGCGCUCGUCGAGGAGAGGAAGGCGCUCGCCGUCGCCCAUGGCAGCCUCUCCGACGCGGAGAGGAGUCUUGAGCGGCAUCACGCAUCUAUUUGGUGGAGAUAGUUCAAAGCGGCGGCCGUCUCUGUCCGCGCGUUCUUCUGCGUCAUCAAGACGCUGGGCAAGGCGCUCGAAUGCCGGUUCAGAAGCCGGCGACAGUGACGAGGAAGGCGACGACCGCUGGGGAUAUUCGUCCGGCGAAGAGGACGAUGCGUCCGAGGACGAGAACCUCGUACACUCUCCGCAGCCUAUGGGCUCCGAGUACGGCUCGAACCCGCCUUCACCGACGCGAUCAAUGAAUCUCCCGUUAAUGAAUGGCGAACAAUUCUUCGGCGACGAUACGCGAAUAGAGAUAGACUUGGGACCCUUGGACGAGCCCACCGACGGACCACCCUCGAGGCAGAUGCUCUAUCUUCACGACGAAGACAUGACCGUACGCUUUGUUGGAUACGAAACUGUGCAUACCUGGCAAUUCUUCUGGAGACUGGCCUGUGUAUUUUCCGCCGGUAUACUGGCGUUACUUGGACAUUGGUUUCCCAAGCUCUGGUUACGAUGGGUAACCCGUGAGCGCGCAUUUGGAGAUAUAAAACACGGGUUCAUCUUAGUUGAGACGCCCUAUAGGGAUAUCGCACUGUUCCCCAUCAAACGCAUUGAAUAUCCGUACCCUGCGUCGACGGUCUUCUCUGGGACCUUCUCCGAGAGCGGAGCUUCCAGCAAGACAAAUGGCACCACUGCGACUGUCGGAGACCGCGACCAAAUACUCGAUACUCUGAUUGUCGUGGACUACAGAUACGCCAGGUUCGCGCUCAACCCUACUACGGGCCACUUUCAACUCGUCAAGGACUGGCGAGACUCAGCAUGGACUACGACUCCUGCGGUGAAAGAUGGACUGUCAGAGCCCACACGCGAGCAACGCAAGACAGUCUUCAGUCAGAACCUGAUCGACAUCGAGGGCAAGUCCACGAUUACAUUGCUUGUAGAUGAGGUCAUCCACCCGUUCUACGUGUUCCAAAUCGCUAGCAUUGUGCUCUGGUCCUUGGACGACUAUUACUACUACGCAUUUUGUAUCUUCCUCAUUUCGGCCGUCAGUAUCGCAUCUACGCUCGUAGAGACCAAGAAGACCAUCGCUCGGAUGCGUGAGAUGUCCCGCUUCUCCUGCCCUGUAAGCGUCUUCGUAGACGGAUUAUGGCUUGAGCGCGACUCCACCGAUCUCGUACCCGGCGACGUUAUCCAUCUACUCGAGCCUCAACUCUCAAUCGUACCUGCAGACAUAUUCCUCCUCUCCGGCGAUGCAAUUGUGAACGAGAGCAUGCUCACGGGCGAGUCUGUACCAGUAUCUAAGAUCCCCGUCAGCGACGAGGUCCUAUCCGGAUGGAGGGAUAGUAGGGAUAUUGAGGGCGAAGCGGCGAAGAGUUUCUUAUAUGCAGGGACAAAAGUGGUCAGGAUCAGGAAGGGAGUUGGGAGUGAGAACGCGCCGGACCGACCAGCUAUCGGCAUUGUUGUUCGCACAGGAUUCAACACGACCAAAGGCGCCCUCGUGCGCUCGAUGCUCUUCCCCAAACCUAUGGGCUUUAAGUUCUACCGCGACUCCAUCCGGUUUAUCAUCGUCCUCGCAGGCAUUGCCGGCCUCGGCUUCUGCGCGUCAGCCGUCCAAUUCGUACGACUAGGCGUACCAUGGCACACCAUUGUCCUCCGCGCGCUCGACUUGAUCACAGUAGUCGUUCCUCCCGCCUUACCCGCCACACUCUCCAUCGGCACGAGCUUCGCGUUAUCUAGACUACGCAAGAACGGCAUAUUCUGCAUCGCGCCUACGAGGGUCAACGUCGCGGGCAAAGUGAACGUAUGCUGCUUCGACAAAACGGGCACGCUCACCGAAGACGGACUGGACGUGCUCGGCGUACGUGCGCUCGACCGGUCCACCAACACCCGUUUCGGCGAGUUGCUUUCCGAUCCCCAUGAUGUGCCGCUUGGGCGGGACAAGGCUGCGCUGCAGUAUGCGCUCGCGACAUGCCAUCAGCUCAAAGUUGUUGACGGGGAGAUCGUGGGAGAUCCGCUGGAUGUCAAGAUGUUUGAGUUCACCGGCUGGCAUAUCGAGGAAGGCUCCGUGGCGGGUACGGGCGUCAUCAAGGAUAAACGCGUGGGCGAUGCGCGUCCCGCGGCGCUCGUGCAAACUAUCGUACGCCCGCCCGGUUCGGCGCAGUUCAGGGUGGAAGACGCGUUGAAAGGCGGGAAACGCGCACAUUUCCUCGAGUUCGGCAUCAUCAGGACGUUCGAGUUUGUCUCGCAACUACGGCGCAUGAGCGUCGUUGUGCGCAGGCUGAGGAGCACGAGCAUGGAGGUGUAUGUGAAGGGCGCGCCAGAGGUAAUGGGCGAUAUUUGCGAUCCGGAGUCGUUCCCGGAGGAUUACGACGAUUUGUUGUCGUAUUACACCAAGCGCGGGUAUCGUGUCAUCGCGAUCGCGGGCAAGAGCGUUGAAGGGCUUUCGUGGUUGAAGGCACAGCGCAUGAAGCGUGAACAAGCUGAAUCCAACCUUCGCUUCCUUGGACUCGUCAUCUUCGAGAACAAGCUCAAGCCCGGAACCGCACCCGCCAUCCAAGCCCUCCGCUCGGCGCACCUCGCGUGCCGCAUGAUCACCGGCGACAACCCGCUCACGGCCGUAUCUGUGGCGCGAGAAUGCGGGCUCAUCACGCAGACCGUACAAGUUUUCUCGCCCUCGUUCGUCUCGGGUAACGCCUUCCUGCCCCAAUCCGAGUUGAGAUGGAGCUGUAUGGACGACCCGAGUUGGGAACUGGAUCCGUACAGCUUGAAGCCGUUAGGAUUGCCGAGCCAUCAUGCUAUGGAGAGCGAUCUGUUGGACGCAGGGGACUACGCGAUCGCUGUUACGGGCGACGUAUUCCGAUGGAUGAUGGACAAUGCCGCGCUCGAGACUCUACAGCGCAUGUUUGCGCGUACGCAGAUCUUUGCGAGGAUGUCGCCGGACGAGAAGAAUGAAGUCGUCGAGAGACUGCAGAGUCUUGGGUACACGGUGCUCAUGUGCGGCGACGGCGCUAAUGACUGCGCGGCGCUGAAGGCCGCGGAUGUCGGGCUUUCGCUCUCGGAGGCCGAGGCGAGCGUCGCGGCGCCUUUCACGAGCCGUACGCCCGACAUCGGCUGUGUACUCGAGGUGAUCCGUGAAGGCCGCGCGGCGCUCGUCACGAGCUUCAGCUGCUUCAAGUACAUGGCAUUGUAUUCGUUGAUACAGUUCACAACAAUCACCCUGUUGUACUCUUUCGCAUCGUCGCUGGGAGACUUCCAGUUCUUGUACAUCGAUCUGUUCAUCAUUAUCCCGGUCGCCGUGGCCAUGGGCAGGACGCUCCCUUACGAGCGCAUACACAUCCGUCGUCCGACAGCGAGCCUCGUGUCCAAAUCGGUUCUCACCAGUAUCGUCGGUCAGAUCAUAGUGACCAGCGCUAUCCAAUUCUGGGCAUUCUUUUGGAUACGUCGGCAGCCCUAUUACGAACCUCCGCCACCCGCGGAUCCUACGUCAGAGGAUAGCCAUCUCCAAGCGACGAAUUACGAGAACUCGACGCUCUUCUUGGUGUCUUGUUUCCAGUACAUUCUGGUUGCGGCCGUCUUCAGUAUUGGCCCUCCAUAUCGGAAACCGAUGUGGACGAACGGCUGGCUUAUCCUAUCUCUCGCGGGCCUCAGCGCCUUCAAUCUCCUCGUGUUGGUUGCGCCACCGCGCUUUAUUGCCGGCAUUCUGGAGCUUGUCGAUCUGCCUCCCAUCGCGCGUUGGACGUAUUUCGGUGCCGUGAUCUUCAACGUGUUCGCGAGUAUGGCGUUUGAGAGAUGGGCCGUGCCCGUGGUUGCCGGGAUCAUCGGAGAGUUGUUGCAUAGGAGGCGGAGGAAAGUGAGGGAUGGGAAGGCGUAUCGCGCGCUCGGUGGUUCAGAGGCCAGGUAG
Messenger RNA from Peniophora sp. CBMAI 1063, 4317 nucleotides. The record is from the annotation of a GenBank genome assembly. Lineage: Eukaryota; Fungi; Basidiomycota; Agaricomycetes; Russulales; Peniophoraceae.